Talaromyces atroroseus is the source of this 723-nucleotide messenger RNA. RefSeq lists its product as hypothetical. NCBI's taxonomy places the organism in Eukaryota, Fungi, Ascomycota, Eurotiomycetes, Eurotiales, Trichocomaceae. Bases 1 to 723 code for a protein of 240 amino acids. The record is from RefSeq and is a predicted model, not a curated record. The transcript is spliced from 2 exons.
AUGUCUGUGCUCUCCCCCUCGGAUUACCCUGCUUACGCUGCGGAUAUCUCCAACAAGAAACAAGAACCCCUCGGUUGGGGGUUACGACCAGCAUUGCUGAUUCUCGAUGUUAGCAAGGCGUACUUUUCCGAGUCUUCGCCAACAAGCUUGUUAUCUUCAACUUGUGGGACGGCUGCUUCUGUGCCCGCCAAUGUUUCGCGGUUGAUCGACGCUGCUCGUGCGGGUAAAUGCCCUGUUGUUUGGAGCCGCACAGUGUUUACAAAUAGUAAGCUCCGUGAUGCGGGUAUUUGGACUCAGAAAGUGCCCGAGAAAUUACUAGAAGUAUUCAGCAGCAAAAAUGAGAAUGGCCUCCAUGAGUUCCUUGAGGGAAUGUCACCUUACGGCGGGAACGGCAAUCAUUCAGAAACAACGGUGGCAGACCUUGUGAUUGAGAAGAAGUUUGUGGGCGCGUUCUUUGGUACAAAUUUAGCAAGCCAACUAGCCAUGGUUGGUGUUGAUACGGUUGUGUUGUGUGGUGCAACGACUGGGGGAGAGAUACGGCAGAGUUUACUAGAUGCCCAGGGCUUGGGAUUCCGAGGAAUUGUGGCUGCUGACGCAUGCGCGGACACAUGCAAGGAGACUCAUUUUGCGAAUUUGUUCGAUAUGCAAGCUAAAAUUGGCGACGUUCUCUCAACAGAUAUCGCCACUGAGGGUCUAAGGAAAGGCUGGACGUAUACUGACUAG